AUGUUAUUGAUAUUUCUAUUCUUUUUGAUUCAAUGGAUCAACUGCUGGAAUGUUAUAACUUCAAAAAAAAUAAUUGAGCCAAUUAAUAAUGAUAAUUUUAUUAUGGAGGAUGAUUAUCUGAUAGUAUCAAAUGGAAGCUACUUAUUAAAAUAUGAAGGUUUAUAGGGAUAUAGAAAAUUACAUAUGAUAUUUGAUGCUAAGGCAAAUUUAAGUUAAGUGGAGAUAUUGCUUAAGGUAAAUGGAAUUAAGAGAAACUUUCUUGUUGUAGAAAAAGAUUUUAAGGAAUUUCAUAUUGAAUUUGAGCACUAAGCUGCAGAUAUAAAAAUAUAGUUUAAUUUUGGUGAAUAGAUCUAAUUUUCAAUAAGGAACUUCAAUUUAUUUAUUGAAGAAUGCCCUAAGAAUUGCAAAUAUUGCUUAUCUGGAUAUUGUGAUCUUGAAAUAUUGGAUUAAUGUGAGAAAUUAAGAUAUAAAAAUUAGUGUGUGGAUGAAUGCCCAAAAGGAUACAUAUCUGAGUUCAGAGAAUGCAUAAAGACAAGUAUAUUAUUAAAAAUAUUGAGGUUUAAAUUAGUUGGGUUUAAAUUAAAUGUCUAUAGACAAUGAUAUUGGAUAAACCAAGAAAUUUGGAGAAAGUUAAGAAUUACAUAUUGAUUUUGGAUAAAAUUUUGUAGGAUGGAUGGAAAUUGUGUUUAAUUGUUAUGGGAAAUAAUAGGAUCACUAUAAUUCAAUUCUAAAGAUAUUUAAAGAAAAUGCUCAACCUGAAUUAAUUCAUCCCUUUUUACCUAUUUAUUAUAAUACAUAGUCAUAUAAACAGUGUAAGUAAAGGUUUGAAUUAGAUUGCAUAUAAGUGAAAGGUUACUUAAAGAUGGAAUUUUAAGAAUAAAAUACAAUUACUAUAUAUAGUUAUUCAAAAAAUGUUGAGAAUACUGGAUUUUGGAAUAUUGAUGAGAUUAAACUUUAUGAUAAAGAAAUAAAAUAUUAUGAAUGCACAAUUAAUGAAUGUGAAUCUUGUUCUUUUAAUUAAGUAUGUAGCCAAUGUAAGGUAAAUUUAUAUUUAUAUGAAAAUUAAUGUGUUAAAUAAUGUCCAUACUUUACAAUUAAAAAAGAUGGUAAAUGCAUAAAAAUAGAUGAAGAAUAAAAAGGUACUCUCUUUUAUUAUCUUUAGAUGUUAGUUUUAUAAUAAAAUUGGAUUCACCUUUUUAGGAAUUAUUAUCUAUUUUUGGUUAGAAGACUUUUGAUAUGAAAGAAUAAAUAAGCUUUCGAUAUGAAAAUGGAACUACAUAUAUCGGUGGUGGAUUGAAAGAUAAUUGGCGAAGGACAACUUUUACAAAAUAAUUAAAUCUUGGGAAACAUUACUCGAUUAGAUUAAUGUUUAAUUUAUCAAUAGAGAAUUCUACUUCAGAAUUAGAUUGCUUUACUUAUACGAUAGAUGGAAAAACCUAUCUUGUACAUAAGAAUGUAUCUUAUAUUGAUCAUCCACUUUAUCAUAAUAAGAAUAUACUUAAUCUGAAUUUAGGAUGCAAAAUCUCGAAUAAUGGUAGAUGUGUAAUCUCUAAUUAUUAUUUUAUGACAAUGAAAGUAAUAAUCUUAAAAAAUUUAGUGUUCUCCUCUAUGUCUUUAAUGUGUGGGUCCACUUCAAUCUGAUUGCAAAGCAUAUCAAAAGGAUAUUGAUAAAUUUGACUAUUAAAAAUAAAAGUGUCUAGAAGGUUACUAUUUAGAUGACUAUGGAUGUAUCAAAUGUUCAGUUGGUUGUCUGAUUUGUGAAACUUACAAUAAGUGUUUAAAAUGUAAAGACGAUAAAGAUGGAGAGUUUUAUUGUUUACCUUACAUAUGA
This is a messenger RNA of Paramecium pentaurelia, 1831 nucleotides long. The record is from the annotation of a GenBank genome assembly. Lineage: Eukaryota; Ciliophora; Oligohymenophorea; Peniculida; Parameciidae.